UCUCUUUCUCAUCAUUUCAAACUCACACAAACAAAAAAGAGCAAAAGCUUCUCUACUACUACUACUUCUAGUCAACCAUACAAUAGCCAAAAAAACACAAAAAAAGAAAGAAAAAAAAAAUGGAGAAUAUUUUUCGCCUUGUUGACAACCAAGACUUCUUCAAUCGGCGGUGCGUGCUGAUCAACGGCCCGAUAAUCGUCGGCGCGGGGCCAUCGGGGCUCGCCACGGCGGCGUGCCUUAAGGAGCAAGGCGUGCCGUUUGUGGUCCUAGAGAAAGCGGAUUGCAUUGCCUCGUUGUGGCAAAAAAGGACCUACGACAGGCUGAAACUCCACCUCCCAAAACAAUUCUGCCAACUUCCCAAAAUGCCCUUCCCCGAGGACUUCCCCGAGUACCCAACCAAGAAACAGUUCAUCCAAUACCUCGAGUCCUACGCCGCCCGCUUCGACAUCAAGCCCCAGUUCAACGAGUGCGUCCAAUCCGCUAGGUUCGACGAGACCAGCGGGUUCUGGCGGGUAAAAACUGUGUCCUAUGGUAAACCCGACGCCGAGUACAUCUGCAGGUGGCUUAUUGUAGCCACCGGCGAGAAUGCAGAGUGCGUUAUUCCGGAUAUCGAGGGCCUCGGGGACUUCGCUGGCGACGUAGUCCACGCCUCCGAGUACAAGUCCGGCGAGAAAUUCAGGGGAAAGAAAGUCCUCGUCGUCGGAUGCGGGAAUUCCGGCAUGGAACUCUCUCUUGACCUCUGCAACCACAAUGCCUCGCCUUCCAUGGUCGUUCGGAGCUCGGUUCAUGUUUUGCCUCGUGAAGUAUUCGGAAAAUCGACAUUCGAAUUGGCGGUUUUGAUGAUGGCGUGGUUGCCGCUAUGGCUGGUGGACAAGAUCAUGUUGUUUCUGUCAUGGUUGGUGCUCGGAAGCAUCGAGAGGUACGGGCUAAAAAGGCCCGCCAUGGGACCUCUGGAGGUCAAGAACAAGAUGGGAAAAACCCCUGUUUUGGACAUUGGAGCAUUGGAGAAGAUCAAAUCCGGAGACAUUAACGUUGUCCCCGGAAUCAAGAGGUUCUCCAAGAACCAAGUCGAGCUCGUCAAUGGCGAAAAACUCGACAUCGACUCGGUCAUUCUCGCCACUGGUUACCGCAGCAAUGUCCCAUAUUGGCUUCAGGAAGGUGUAUUCUUUUCGAAGAAUGGGUAUCCGAAAGCGCCGUUCCCACAAGGUUGGAAAGGAAAUGCUGGUCUUUAUGCGGUUGGGUUCACAAGGAGAGGGCUAUCUGGUGCGUCCGCUGACGCCGUGAGAAUAGCACAAGACAUUGGCAAGGUCUGGAAACAGGAAACCAGGCAGCAAAAGAAGAGAACCACGGCUUGCCAUAGAAGAUGCAUUUCUCAGUUCUAAACGAACGCCCAAAAAAAAAAUAACUUUUUUAACCAACCACUUGUUAGUUUGUUUUAGUUUAAAAGGA
Molecule: messenger RNA, 1449 nt
Organism: Morus notabilis
Lineage: Eukaryota; Viridiplantae; Streptophyta; Magnoliopsida; Rosales; Moraceae
Product: probable indole-3-pyruvate monooxygenase YUCCA8
Exons: 3
Coding region: 120-1382 (420 amino acids)
Biological process (GO): auxin biosynthetic process
Molecular function (GO): NADP binding; flavin adenine dinucleotide binding; N,N-dimethylaniline monooxygenase activity
Source: RefSeq, a predicted model, not a curated record